AGAGUAGAGGGGGGCCGAUCAAAGCCAGUGCUUCGCGGGUGUGUGUGUUGCACUGUUGUGUGCUCUUGUGCUGUCGAUUUACCUCCUGGAAAAUUUAAAAAAAACUCUCCAUGGGAGCCCCACCCGAAACAAUCAGAAAUAUGAUGGGCACUACAACUGUGAAAAGUAAUUUUACGCCCAGGGCGUAAAUGAGUGUGAGAAAUCAUCGAAUGAAGAGGAAAGAAAUCCAGCAAAUGUGUAAAAAUGAAUGAUAUAGAAAGCAUCGGUAUGAAAAUGCCUCACAGUCAUUCGACACCAGCCGGUGUCGAUGGCGGAAGUCGAACGCCGCCCACAACCCCUAGAAAAGCUGGAAAGAUGCUUGCGGUCCGAAUUCAGAUGCUUGACGACACCAUCACGAUGUUCCAAGUGCAGGCAAAAGCAUUGGGCAGAGUUCUCUUUGACCAAGUCUGCAAACAGCUACAUCUCCUGGAAGCAGAUUACUUUGGCCUUGAAUAUCAGGAGACUAACGGAACGAGGUAUUGGUUGGACCUAGAAAAACCAGUUUGUCGACAAGUAGGACUAUCGCUUGUCGAUCCGCUCCUGAGAUUUUGCGUCAAGUUUUACACGCCUGAUCCCGCACAGCUCGAAGAAGAAUUCACUAGAUACUUGUUCUGUUUGCAAAUCAAACGAGACUUAGCUCAGGGUUUACUGCAGUGCAAUGAUAAUACUGCAGCAUUAAUGGCUAGCUAUAUUGUUCAAGCUGAGUGUGGUGAUUACGUUAUAGAAGAUUAUCCUGAUCACACGUAUUUGUCUACUUAUAAAUUCGUGCCUCAUCAAGAUCAGGAACUAGAACGACGUAUAAUGGAAAAUCACAAGAAACAUGCAGGACAAUCUCCUGCCGAAGCAGAUCUCAAUCUUUUAGAAACCGCUCGUCGCUGUGAAUUAUAUGGAAUGAAAAUGCAUCCUGCCAAAGAUCACGAAGGUGUACCGCUCAAUUUGGCAGUCGCGCACAUGGGUAUUGUUGUUUUUCAAAACUACACUAAAAUAAAUACAUUUAGUUGGGCGAAAAUUAGAAAAAUUAGUUUCAAACGGAAACGAUUUCUUAUUAAACUUCAUCCCGAAGGCUAUGGUUAUUACAAGGACACAGUCGAAUUUUUCUUCGAAGGUCGCAAUGAGUGCAAAAAUUUUUGGAAAAAAUGUGUAGAAAAUCAUGGAUUCUUCCGCUGUUCUGUUGUUAAACGCGUUGUACGCCAAAAGACGCGAGUCCUCAGUCGAGGAUCGUCUUUUAGGUACAGCGGUAAGACACAGAAACAGAUUGUGGAAUUCGUACGAGAUAAUUAUGUGAAGCGACAAACGUUCCAAAGGUGA
This is a messenger RNA of Leptopilina heterotoma, 1347 nucleotides long. RefSeq names its product FERM, ARHGEF and pleckstrin domain-containing protein 1 (gene Cdep). The record is from RefSeq and is a predicted model, not a curated record. Gene Ontology annotation, molecular function: cytoskeletal protein binding; guanyl-nucleotide exchange factor activity. NCBI's taxonomy places the organism in Eukaryota, Metazoa, Arthropoda, Insecta, Hymenoptera, Figitidae. The transcript has 9 exons. Gene Ontology annotation, cellular component: cytoskeleton. Bases 244 to 1347 code for a protein of 367 amino acids.